This is a messenger RNA of Microplitis demolitor, 3165 nucleotides long. Its product is annotated as venom metalloproteinase 3-like. Gene Ontology annotation, molecular function: metalloendopeptidase activity. Lineage: Eukaryota; Metazoa; Arthropoda; Insecta; Hymenoptera; Braconidae. The record is from RefSeq and is a predicted model, not a curated record. The coding region runs from base 829 to 2430 and encodes 533 amino acids. Gene Ontology annotation, biological process: proteolysis. The transcript has 11 exons.
UGAUUUCCGACGUCAAAAAUCGAGAAAUAAACAUGGAAAUGGAUAGAAAAUUCCAUGUUAUUAUUCUCAUCCAUCUUCACCCAUCCUCAUUUAUCCUCAUAAAUUUCUUAUUCAUUGUUCAAAAUAUUAAUUUUUAUUUUUUAGAAUUAACACUAAACAAAUGUCUAAUAAAACUGCUGAUCCAAAUUACCUCAUGAUAUCCGCAUGCUCGAAAAAUUCGGAAGUGAUUUCGAAGUGAAUAUGGUUUUUUUUUCAAUCCAAAUUCCCUCGGGGUUCCGGAGUUUGAUCCCUAUCGUAAAAAUAUUUAUAAUUUGACUACGAUCAGAUAAUUAUUGCUUCUAUAAAUUUUCAGUACAGCACAGAACAAAAUAUUAUGACAUUUAUAAUUUAACACACGACAAUUUUUUUUAUAUUUAUUUGAAUAAACCGAAUGCAACUGUUGUUUAAACAGAUCGAAAAAUAAAUAACACAUAACUAAUAGGUGUUACAAAGGUUCCAGAAGAUCUACAAAAUUAAUCAAAUGUAUAUUUCUGAUUUUUGAUACAAUUAUAGUAUUUAUAUUUACACAAUAAUUCAUAACAUGUCUCUAGGCCCUUUGACAUUGAAUUUAUCUAAACAGCAAUAAAUAAAUGACAAUGAAAUAUAUGUAUAUUUUAUUUUGAUUUAUUUAAAAUUGUGCAGACAAGUGUUUUACGGCGAAUUUUCUGAAUAGGCGAUAGAAUUUAUAAUAAGCCGACAUGCGGAGUAAUAGAUUAGCUUCUUUUCAUUCUCGAGAGGAUUCACUUUCGAUUUCUGAACACCAUCAAGCGGUUCAUUCUAUUUUUUACUAUGGCUACCUUAUUAAAAUUAAUCAGUCAAUUAAUUUUUCUGAGUACUGUCUUAAGCGCUCCAUCUCAAGAGAUACAUCAUCAUAUGACGACUGAAGAAAUAAUGGAAGCGUUUCAUACAGAUGGAACUGAAGUACCGCCUUAUGAGGUAAUAGAGAUCCAUUCAUCUUCUGUUAAAAAGCGGGAAAAGCGGGAUAUCAAUGGAGGACAUAUUUUUGAAUUAAAAGCUUUUGACCAAAGAGUUAAAUCAUGGAUUACACCUACUGAUGGAAUAUUAGCUGGCUCAGAUACUCCAAUUUGUGGAGUAAGAAGUAGUAGGGGCGGUAUUGUGAUAACUCCAUACCCAAAAGCGAUGGAAGAAAUAGAAUCUAUGUUGUAUCAUAAUAAAGAGAGCGGAAUUACUAUGACCGUUAAUCAACGUCCUGAUGGAAGCAGAGCAAUGAAUGGUAUUAUUGGAGAUAAAAAUUGGUAUGUUACCCCCGUGCCCGAUCGUCUGAGAAACUCAAUAAAUCGGUACAGAAGAUCUGUUGAUGAUAUGAAAUCUGAGUACGAGGACAAAUCCUACCAUUUUGUUUUUGAAAUACCGAAAACUCAUCAUAACACAACUCUGAUGGCUCCACUAACUCAAUCAACGAGAACAAAACGCUCUGCAGGACUUCCUUUUAUUGUUUAUCCCGAAGUUCUUGUAAUUGUUGAUUAUUAUCUGUACCAACAGCUCGGUGGUUCUUAUCAAAAAGCUGUGCCAUAUCUAUUGAGCUUUUGGAAUGGAGUUGAUAUGAAAUAUCGUGGCCUGCAAAAUCCAAGAUAUCGUUUGAAUAUAGCAGCAAUUUUUCUUGCCGAGGAUCCGAGCGCUCUUAUAUAUUUGGAACGAUCGAAAAUCAAUAAAAUCGAUUCUAUUGAUGCUCACUUUUCAUUACAAAUGAGCAGCCAAUGGCUCCACAGACAUACAUCAGUAAUUCCAUCGCGUUUAUACGACGUUGCUGUUACGAUGACAAAAUACCAACUGUUCAUGAGAAACGAGAGAAAUGGCGCUUAUGAUGAAUAUAUUUUUGGUCGUGCUUGGAUUAGCGGAGCUUGUCAAAAAAAUAAUGAAUAUGGAGAUCAGAGAUCUGCGGUUAUGCAUGAUGAUGGAGCUUACGGAGGAAUUCACACUGCAGCUCAUGAAUUGGGACACUUGCUAGGAGCUAUUCAUGAUGGUACUGAUCACAGAGAAUGCCCAAAACAACUGGGUAACAUAAUGGCUGGUGCACCAAUUUUGGAUUCAGAUAAUUCGUACAAUUGGUCUCCGUGCAGUUUGAAUGACUUAUCUAAUUUCUUCCGCCGUAGUGAUGCCUCGUGUCUUUACAAUAAACCGAGCCCAGGCAGAGAACUACCGAGAUUGUUACCUGGUAAAAUAUUGAACGCAGAUAGACAGUGUUCAAUAAUUAACAAAAACACGGUAGCUGUGGUUACUCCUCAGAUUUGUAAGAGAUUGACGUGUCUUGAUCUACUGACCAAUAGACCUUAUACAGAUUGGGGCUGGUCAGCAGCUGAUGGUACUAAUUGUGCUCGAGGAAAAAUAUGUCUCUAUGGAGAUUGCGUUGAUGAAAAUGUAAUAGGAUGAUUAAAUACUUGAACUGUUUUUAAUUGAUGUUAUUAAUUGGACGGUUUUUUCUAAUCAGGAUAAAGAAUAGUCGAAGAAUUACGGUCUCAAAUAUCAGCAGUCCCUCUACUUCAUGUUCCUGAAGAUCGGAACGUUUUUCGCGCACUGAAAAUGAAAAAUAUUUAUGUAAUUCGACUGCUUAAGGGUACUUUCGGAAAUUCGGGGUGGUCUAAAAUUUUUGGCUGACAUACCAGCAGAUAAGCGGAAUAUUUCAAAAGUCGUCAUCUAGUAGAUUUUUUACUUAUCAUUUUUUUUUUUUGUUGCGCGAAAGACGUUCCGAACUUCAGGAACAUUCACGUCCAAAAUACAGAAAUUACAUUAUUUAUGAAAUGCAGUAAUUAUUUAGCAAUUAUUAGAGUUUCAUGUAAAACUUUUUUCAGUUAUUAAUAGCGUUUUAUUCAUAAUAAAGUUCUGUUCAAUUAAAAAAACAAUUAUAAGAUGUACUUUUGAUUACAGUGUAAACUGUAAUAUUCAGUUUUUUUAUACAAGGGCCCGGUUUUUGCAAUAAAAACUGUAAUUUUUCCACUGUUUUUUUUUCCGUGAAAAGUAAAUUUUGGUUAAAAAAAUUGUUCUAGACCAAAAUUUGGUAAAGACAAAAUUUUGAAAAAAAGUUUAAUUUGGACAUUAUUGGAAAAUACCGUCCAAUUAUAAGUGUAAUAAACUUUUUAAUUUUAAUAAAAUUUUUUGAAUGUUUAA